Linum trigynum is the source of this 252-nucleotide messenger RNA. The record is from the annotation of a GenBank genome assembly. Lineage: Eukaryota; Viridiplantae; Streptophyta; Magnoliopsida; Malpighiales; Linaceae.
AUGAACUCCAACAAAGCUGUGGUGAUCGGGUUCGGCCUGCUUCUGCUUGCUUUCCUUCAUGUCGCCAUGCUGCCUCCAUCCAUGGCUGCGGCCCCAUUGAUCCCCCGCUCCAACCAUGAGAUGGUAGCGGAAGGCAGCGCAUCCACCCAGAAGACAUCAUGUAAGUCGUAUGACUCAGGCUGCAAAUAUAAUUUCUGCUGUGCUUGUUCGAUCAUAGGCCAGCCUUGCGGAUCUUGCUGCGGGUCAUGGUGA